CAACUUGACUGCCUGUUCUUUCUUCCUCCACUUCCUCCCCUCAAAUUCCCCCAGAAUCAACCUCGGAAUACAUUCACUGCUAAUUUCGAUCCUGGAUUUCGACGACAACACCACCGACGACCGCUCAAGUACAUCACCGACUACGACAGCCAUCGACUUGUGAUUGUGGCUGUGACUGUCUUUAUUGAGUCACCAGGGCUUCUGCAAAUUUGUCCAUACAAAACCCCGCUCAUUCUCGCUGAGCCGCUUUCGGAACUGGUACCGAACGAAACGUCGACCAUCGAUUGAAGGGACGACGAGGAAUUCAUAUUGUUAUUGGAGAAAAUUUUGAAAGAAAGAGUUAUUGACCUCGAUUAAACCACCGAAAUGUCAAACUUCAACGGUCGUCGCGGCCCCAAUGUGUCGCAGUAUCUUCGCGACCUCAACGCCAUCAACCGUCAGGAGACUGCCCACGAGGAGCCUUUCAACAUGGAGGAGGAUCUCGCUCUUUUCACCAACACUCAGUUCUUCGACUUUGAGACUGGUCAGAACACCGACUAUCAGGCUCAGCCUCUGAAGGUUGAUAUUGAGGCUCCUCAAAGCACCUCGCCUUCUGAUGGAAUGACCCCGGCUCCCUCAGUUGUUGGUGAUAUUAACCCCAACAGCUUUGAUUUCAUCCAGGGCGAUUUUAGCUUCCCCGACUUUACCAGCACCUACCCGUCUACUCCUUUGAACGGCUUCGCGGAUGGUGCUCAGAACUUCCCAUCUAUGCAGCCCAACGCCCCCGCGGGCUACCAGCCCGUCCAGCAACAGCAACAAGCCCCCCAUUACGGUCAGCAAGCUACUCCUCAGCCUUCAACCGAGAAGCGCGGCUCUGAGAGUGGCCCUGGUGCCGGCCGCGGAAGCCUCAAUUUUGAGGAAGCCUCCCGUCAUGCUGCCGAGGAGGACAAGCGAAGGCGCAAUACUGCUGCUAGUGCUCGCUUCCGCAUCAAGAAGAAGCAGCGUGAGCAAGCCCUUGAGAAGUCCGCCAAGGAGAUGUCCGAGAAGGUCUCCGUCCUGGAGAGCAAAGUCCAACAGCUCGAGAUGGAGAACAAGUGGCUCAAGAACCUCCUUGUUGAAAAGAACGAAGGCAAUGACGAGAUUGUCACAUUAUGGAAGGAGUUUGCUGCGUCCAAGUCUACCGACAAGUCCGAGUCAAAAGCUAAGUCCGCCGUCAAGGAGGAGACGAGGUGAUCCGACGUAUAGCGUUGGGGAAGACAAUACGGUGACAAAGACGGGCGGCGUUCUGGCUCGGAGCAUUUGGGGAAGGCAAUGUGGCGUUUAAUUCUGAUCUUUUCAACAAUUUCUGGGAUACAUGGUGCAUGAUGAUGGGGCACUGAGGCUAGCCAUCAAGGCUGCCUGGUAUGGUGCACAACCUAAAAUAUCGCGAGGUUUCGUGAGGUGACGUUCAGUGGAUGACGAUAUGAUGGAUAUACAUGGUUGUUUGAAGGCAACUGAUAGAGACCAGUCCCUGGGUUCGGAUGACAGGACAAACUGGGAGGGCUUUUUUGUUUUGCAAUGAUAUCAACGGGUAUACGAUACAUCGUUUCCGUAACUAGUUUCUUAAGGUUCAACACGUUCAAAAAGU
Messenger RNA from Fusarium oxysporum Fo47, 1606 nucleotides. Its product is annotated as bZIP transcription factor. Gene Ontology annotation, molecular function: DNA-binding transcription activator activity, RNA polymerase II-specific; RNA polymerase II transcription regulatory region sequence-specific DNA binding. Gene Ontology annotation, cellular component: nucleus. The record is from RefSeq and is a predicted model, not a curated record. Bases 367 to 1212 code for a protein of 281 amino acids. Gene Ontology annotation, biological process: regulation of transcription by RNA polymerase II. The transcript has 2 exons. Lineage: Eukaryota; Fungi; Ascomycota; Sordariomycetes; Hypocreales; Nectriaceae.